AUGAAUGGAAUUGAUGUAUUCAAAAUUUUUGAUGGUCAAUUAAAUCAACGUUUUACUACAAUCAUUACUCAAUGUCAACGAUUUCGUUUUGAUUUUACUUCAUGUCGAAAAGAUGAUUUUUAUUUGUGCAUGAAUGUUUUUCCUGCAUAUAUUGAUCGAAUAGAAGAAUUAACUUUAUCGGAAGAAAAUGCACCUGAUCAACUUUAUCUUUAUGUUAACUAUCAACUCGUUGAUUGGAGAAUUCUUGAAAAUGCGCUGAGUUCAUUGUCCGAUACGACGACUGUUAACACUCUAUCCAUCAAAACAAUGAACAUUAUGAAUGAUCCAUCAUUGAAACAAAUUUUUCUCAAGCUUUUUCAAUUGAAAUCGCUUAAAAGAUUUUCUCUUAUGAGUACUAUCGAUUUAAUGAACUCGCAUUCUUAUAUCUAUACCACAUCGAAUAUUGAACAUUUAAAUAUUUUUGUUACGUAUUUUGACUUUGAUGAUCUUCAACAUAUUAUGCAAUGUGAGUCGCAUCUUAAAUAUCUUAAUAUUCAAAUUAUUUCAAAAAGAUCUCUUAGUAUCUUUCCGAGAAGAAUAAAUCGUUCAAAAAAUAAUAUUGUCAUUAUGUCUGCACUUCGUACUCUACUCUUAUCUUUCAAAGAAGAUUGUUCAGUAUCGAUCGAUAUGUUGGCUGAAUAUUUGAAAUGUAUGCCUGUUUUAAAUCGUCUUGAAAUUAAAGCGUACAACAAACUUAUGAAUGCAGACGCCUGGCAGAUGUUGUUUGAAACAUCAUUACCAUUACUAACUCAUUUUAGUCUUCAAACUACUAGAACUCGUUUAAACGAAAAUAAUCCUGGCAAUGUACUUAUUUCAUUUCAAAGUCCAUAUUGGAUAGCGAAAGAAAACUUUAAUAUAAUGAUCACCGAACAUACUAGAGAUGAUGUCAGAUAUUAUAAUCAAUGGGAAUUUGAUCAACCUAUUGUUCAAUGUUGGAUGGCACCCUACCACAUUAUUAAUAAUGAUCUUAUAACAAUAAAUGUAUUGUAUGGUUUCCUUAUUAUUUCGAUCAUGUGA
Rotaria socialis is the source of this 1056-nucleotide messenger RNA. The record is from the annotation of a GenBank genome assembly. Lineage: Eukaryota; Metazoa; Rotifera; Eurotatoria; Philodinida; Philodinidae.